This is a messenger RNA of Adineta ricciae, 379 nucleotides long. NCBI's taxonomy places the organism in Eukaryota, Metazoa, Rotifera, Eurotatoria, Adinetida, Adinetidae. The record is from the annotation of a GenBank genome assembly.
AUGGUCAUGAAUCGAUGUAUGGAAUCUUUUCCAAAUACUACGAAACUGACUCUCAAAGAUGAUCUUUCGAAGAUGGCUCAUGACUCAAUUCCAGCGGCUGUUAAUCGUAUUUUACCUUUAGAACAACUACAAACUUCAGUAACGCAACUUCUUAAUCUUCGAAUCUUGAAUCUAAUCGAAAUCUUAUAUGUUAUGUUGCUCCCUCGUGUUCAACAUGUCUUGCAAAACAAUAUGGAGUCAGUCAGUUUUACAACUUCUCGGUCUCAAAAUGAAAAACGGUUCAAUUUAGUUUCAUAUUUAUGUUGCUGGUAAGUGUCUCUUAAUUUAAAAUAAAGACAUUCUAAAUCAACUCCGGAAGAAAUCUUACAUUGUCACUGUC